This is a messenger RNA of Fragaria vesca subsp. vesca, 3414 nucleotides long. RefSeq names its product probable LRR receptor-like serine/threonine-protein kinase At3g47570-like. NCBI's taxonomy places the organism in Eukaryota, Viridiplantae, Streptophyta, Magnoliopsida, Rosales, Rosaceae. Gene Ontology annotation, molecular function: protein kinase activity; protein binding; ATP binding. Bases 325 to 3414 code for a protein of 1029 amino acids. The record is from RefSeq and is a predicted model, not a curated record. The transcript has 2 exons. Gene Ontology annotation, biological process: protein phosphorylation.
CCACAUCUUUUGAGCUAGAGUGAGGUGAACGUUGAGAUAUAGUGUAAAGUACGUACUCCACUGAUCACAGUUGCAGGUCCCAUGCAAAUAUCAAAUCAAGACACUAAAGACAAGGAAAUUUGAAAUGGAUGAGCGGUUCUAGUGUGCGCGACUUGAGGUCGUCAUCUUGAAAGAGAGACUUGAGGUCUUCAUUGGCCUGGAAUAAUCGUGAUCUAUCACUUUGGAGUUUGGAGUCUUAGAAGGUUAUUCUCUUCCCUGCACAGUUCAGGUCUUAUAAUUGAGGAUCUGCUUCUUGCUUGCUAGUUUUAUACUUGGUGAUUUGAAAUGAAGCUUGUCCCCAUGGAAUCUGGCCUUGUUUUAUAUUCUCUUCCCAUCAAGGUUCUGUUAUGUUGUUUGUGUUUCUUGCUAGCUGGUUCUUCCCUAGCCAGUAGUGCCACUAACCCCACAAGGUUGAGAGGGAAAGAGACUGACCGAGUUGCACUUCUAGCCAUCAAGGCUCAAAUAAAGCAUGAACCUACCUCGGUCCUGAGCUCCUGGAAUGAAUCCAGUCACUUCUGCCAGUGGCAAGGAGUUGGUUGCGGGCGCCGGCAUCAAAGGGUGACAGUGUUAGACCUACAGUCCCAGCAUUUGGCAGGAUCCAUAUCCCCCCACGUAGGGAAUCUAAGCUUUCUCAAGGAGCUAUAUCUACAAAACAAUAGCUUCACAGGUGAGAUCCCACCACAUAUUGGUCACUUGAGGAGGUUGCAGACUCUAAGACUGAACAAUAAUUCCAUCGGUGGUGAAAUCCCUGCCAAUAUAUCCAGUUGCUCCAACCUCAUUCGACUAGAUUUAGGGUACAACAAGCUGGUUGGGAAACUUCCUACCACAAUUGGGUCCUUGUCAAUGCUCCAGAGGUUUGGUUUUUACUAUAACAAUCUAGCAGGAACGAUCCCACCUUCAUUUGGCAACCUUUCAUCCCUGACCACGCUUUUGGCUAUUGGUAACAAUUUGGAGGGAAGUAUUCCUAUUUCCAUAGGGAAACUUACAAGCUUAAAAGUCUUUGCUGUGGGAGAAAAUAUGUUGUCAGGUGCUGUUCCUGCUUUCAUUUUUAACAUGUCUUCUCUCACUAUGUUGGACUUGUUGGGAAACCAAUUCCAUGGCAGGCUUCCUUCAGACAUGGGCAACACUCUUCCUAAUCUCCAAGCCAUAGAUGCUUCUUUCAACCAAAUCACAGGACCCAUUCCCAUGUCCAUAUCCAAUGCCUCCAAUCUUAGACAAUUUAUUGUUGCAGUAAAUGGCUUAACUGGACAAGUUCCCUCUUUACAGAAGCUAUAUGGACUCUGGGAAUUUGUAAUUGGCGACAAUUAUAUUGGAAGUGGGAAAGCCAGUGACUUUAGCUUUCUCUCGGAUUUGACCAACUCCACACAACUGGGGACUCUUGAUUUAACCGCCAACAAUUUUGGAGGGAUGCUUCCCCUGAGUUUAUGGAACUUCUCAAUAAGUCUGUCUGCGUUUUCUGUCCUGAAUAAUAAGAUACAUGGAAGCAUCCCAAAUGGGAUAGGCAAACUUGUCAACAUGGAGAUUCUGUAUAUGGGCGACAAUGAAUUUAGUGGAAGCAUUCCUGCUGAUAUUGGGAAGCUUCGGAGUUUAGGGAGAUUGCUUCUUAACAACAACAAAUUAUCAGGGGAUAUCCCUUCCUCCCUUGGGAAUUUAACAGAGUUAUUCACACUUGACUUGCAAGGAAAUGCUCUUCAGGGCAUCAUCCCUCCGAGUUUGGGGAGAUGUCAGAAGCUGCUUCAGUUGCAACUUUCUCAAAACAAUCUCAGUGGUGUAUUAACUCCACAAGUUUGGAGUCUCUCAUCAUUAGCAUUGGGUUUGAACCUAUCUCACAACCACUUGACUGGUUCUCUUCCCAUGGAAGUUGGAAAUCUAAAAGGUCUGAGUUCUUUGGACCUUUCAGACAACAUGUUAUCCGGAGAAAUUCCAACCAGUAUUGGCAAGUGUCAAAGUUUAGAAGUCCUCCACUUGCAAGGCAACUCCUUCCAAGGGACCAUUUCAUCUUUGGAACCAUUGAGAGGGCUUCAAUUCUUGGAUCUCUCUAGAAACAACCUCUCAGGGGAGAUUCCACAAUACUUGGAGAGGUUUCAAUUGCUAAACUUGAAUCUCUCUUUCAAUGACUUCCAGGGUGAGCUGCCAGUUGGAGGGGUCUUCAAAAAUGCCAGUGCAAUUUCCAUUGUUGGAAACAGCAAGCUAUGCGGCGGUGUUGCUCAACUCCAGCUUCACAAAUGCAACUACCCGUUCAAAGGUUCCAAGAAAAAGAGCUCCAAAUUGGUAAUGUUCAUAGUCCCUGGACUUGUGGUGGUCAUCUUGGUGGUGCUGUGUUUCCUAUAUUUUCUUCCAUUAAGAAAAAAGCUGAAGAAAGAACCUGCAUCAAGCAAUUUGGAAAAACUGUCUCAAGUGUCAUAUGAUGCUCUUCUAAAAGCUACUGAUGGGUUCUCUUCAGCUAAUUUGGUUGGUACUGGUAGUUUUGGGACGGUCUACAAAGGAGUGCUGAAUGAUGUUGGAACUCUUGUUGCUGUUAAAGUUUUCAACCUCUUACGCCAGGGAGCUUCUAGAAGUUUCAUAGCCGAGUGUGAGGCAUUGAGAAAUAUCAGGCAUCGAAAUCUGGUCAAGAUUAUUACUGCAUGUUCAAGUAUUGAUUUUCUCGGUAAUGAUUUCAAGGCUCUGGUUUAUGAGUUCAUGGAGAAUGGAAGCUUAGAGGAGUGGCUGCAUCACACUACUGAAACUGAACAAGUAACAGGAGCACCCAAGAAUUUGAACUUUCUUCAGAGGCUAGACAUAGCCAUUGAUGUUGCUUCUGCACUAGAUUAUCUUCAUAAUCAUUGUGAAACGCCAAUAGUUCAUUGUGAUCUCAAACCAAGCAACGUCCUUUUAGAUAAGAAAUUCACUGGACAUGUUUCUGAUUUUGGACUAGCGAGGUUCCUAACCGAUAACAUUUCUGAUAAUCAAACACAAUCCCUUGGACUAAGAGGGUCCAUUGGCUAUGCCGCACCAGAGUACGGAAUGGGAAGUGAGGUGUCAACAGAUGGGGAUGUGUACAGCUUCGGCAUCCUGUUGUUAGAGAUGUUCACAGGAAAGAGACCUACUGACGACAUGUUUAAAGACGGCUUGGACCUUCAUGGUUUUGGUAAGAUGGCUUGCUCUGACGGCGUUGCAAAGAUUGCAGACUCGAUGCUUCUUCAAGAAGACAUUGUUGGUACAAGCAUGAUGAAAACUCCCAAUCAGCAAUGCGUGAGAGCUGGAAAAAUUGAAGAGUGCUUGAGUCUGAUCUUUGGAAUUGGGAUUGCUUGCUCUGCUGAAUCACCAAGAGAUCGAAUGGAUAUUAGUGAUGCUGCAGCUGGAUUGCUUUCUGUAAGGAAAGUUCAUGUUGCAUAG